AUGUCUUCAUCAUUUGUGGAUGAUCAUUUUGAAUUUGCUGAAAUGAAUAUUAGGCAUACGGGUAAUAUGGAUGAAACUAUGGCAAUGGUACGUCGAGCAGUGCGAAUGGGUUAUGAUUGUAUCGCAAUUAAUACUGAUAUAGGACAAAUGGUACAGGAAUGUGCUAAUCUGGGUGAUGAGCCACCACAAAAGAAGAAAAAGAAAGGUGGUAAAGAGCGGAAUGUUAUACCGGAUCCAGUUAGUAUUAAUUGUUCCGAAUUGGAUACCAGUAUGCUUGAAGCAAAUGGAAAGCGUCUUAGGAUUUUCAGUCGUCUAACUGCUACAGUGUCAAACAGCACAGAGGUCCAUUUACUAAUGCAUCAUCCUCAGCUGAAAAAAUACGAUUUAAUCGCUGUGCGUCCAUCAGAUGAUCAGAUCCUUCAGACGUUAAGCAAGAAGGGUGAUUUUGUUGAUAUUAUCACUUAUGAGCAAGCAUCAACAUCUGUUGGAUGGCUUAAUAAAAGCAAGAUUAUCCAACUUUGUAUUAAUGAUGGUAUAGCGUUUGAGAUCACUUAUGCCGAUGCCUUAAAAGACAGCAGUCAAAGACGAGAGGUAUUAGUAAAUGGUCGACAAUUGUUAAUGUCUACAAAAGAUGGUGAUGGCGUUAUAAUAGCAAGUGGUGCUGAAAGAAUGAUUGAUAUCAGAGCACCAUAUGAUGCUGCCAAUAUUUCAGUUCUUUUUGGUAUUCGUCCUGAAUUAGCUCGAAAAUUCGUUGCAGGUAAUGCUAAGAAGACUUUACUGAGGGCAGAAUCUCGGAAGACAUUGAAAGGUGGUCUGUUGAUACAAAACAAAGAAGAUUUGCCAAAAAAUCUCACUGUGCGUUUAAAUGUAAUUGAGAAGAUUAUGAGAAUACCUGAAUUUCGAGCUCAACUGGAAAUUGUAGAGGAUGAAGUAGAAGAUAAAAGCAAAAAAACCUGA
This is a messenger RNA of Brugia malayi, 957 nucleotides long. RefSeq lists its product as uncharacterized. Gene Ontology annotation, biological process: tRNA processing. Lineage: Eukaryota; Metazoa; Nematoda; Chromadorea; Rhabditida; Onchocercidae. The transcript is spliced from 6 exons. Gene Ontology annotation, molecular function: RNA binding. Gene Ontology annotation, cellular component: nucleolar ribonuclease P complex. The coding region runs from base 1 to 957 and encodes 318 amino acids. The record is from RefSeq and is a predicted model, not a curated record.